This is a messenger RNA of Amphibalanus amphitrite, 554 nucleotides long. RefSeq lists its product as uncharacterized. The transcript is spliced from 3 exons. NCBI's taxonomy places the organism in Eukaryota, Metazoa, Arthropoda, Thecostraca, Balanomorpha, Balanidae. The coding region runs from base 139 to 444 and encodes 101 amino acids. The record is from RefSeq and is a predicted model, not a curated record.
CGGGAGCCGGUCUGGCCGCCGCCGUCCGUCGAGCCAGCCGAGCUGGCGCUGUUCUUUGACGGCGCGCCGGCCGGCGUGGGCCGCCGGGGCGAGCCGCUGCCCUGCUACCCGGGCUUCAGCGGCACCGAUCCGGGCGCCAUGGCGCGCUACCACCACUGGCCGCAGGAGCUGCUGUCCGACCUACGGUGGCUCGACGAGUACCACGGUCUGCUGAAGGUCAUCAAACACGACUACGAGAAGCUCAAGGACGAGGAGGUGGAGGGAGCCAAGGGCGCCUUCCUGUUCGCCCAGUACCGCUUCCUGGCCAUGUCGUGGACGCGCGCCCAGGAGGUGAAGCGGAAGAUGAUGGGGGAGGGAUCGAUGGAAGCAGUUCUAGGGACAGACAGCGAGAGCACUACCCGUAAAGACACUCACAGGGACGGACCCAGAGGGGCAGCUGAAUAGCCAGCCCGCGCGGCGAGUCUGGACCGCCGGGAGGAGCGGACACCCUCCCCGACCAGCCCAGUCUCGCUGUACGAGUGGAUCUACGAGCGGUCGCCGGCCGCACAGACCGA